Messenger RNA from Peromyscus californicus insignis, 2425 nucleotides. RefSeq names its product NHL repeat containing 2 (gene Nhlrc2). NCBI's taxonomy places the organism in Eukaryota, Metazoa, Chordata, Mammalia, Rodentia, Cricetidae. Gene Ontology annotation, molecular function: protein binding. The record is from RefSeq and is a predicted model, not a curated record. The transcript is spliced from 11 exons. Bases 126 to 2288 code for a protein of 720 amino acids.
GGCCUUGGGCGUCUGAACCGCGGCCGGGAGCGGCCGGGCGCGUGAGGGGCGCAGCUCGGGGCUGGCCCGGCUCGGCUCGCCCGGCCCGCGCCCUCGAGCCCGGAGCCCUCGGGAGCUCGCACAACAUGGCGGCCCCCGGCGCGCGCAGCGCCGGCCUCUCGGGCCUGCUGCCCGCGCAGACCUCGCUCGAGUACGCCCUGCUGGACGCCGUCACGCAGCAGGAGAAGGACGAGCUGGUCUACCAGUACCUGCAGAAGGUGGACGGCCGGGAGCAGGACCUAGCGGUGCCCGAGUUCCCGGAAGGAUUAGAAUGGCUGAACACAGAAGAGCCUCUUUCUAUUUACAAGGAUCUGUGUGGAAAAGUGGUUGUCCUGGAUUUCUUCACAUACUGCUGCAUUAACUGUAUUCACCUGUUGCCUGAUCUCCACGCCCUAGAGUGCAGAUUCUCCGAUCAAGAUGGUCUUCUGAUUGUCGGUGUUCACUCAGCUAAGUUUCCAAAUGAAAAGGUCCUGGACAAUAUCAAGAGUGCUAUCCUUCGAUACGACAUCACCCACCCUGUGGUUAACGACGCAGAUGCCAGCCUCUGGCAGGAGCUUGAAGUCUCCUGCUGGCCAACACUGGUCAUACUGGGACCUCGUGGAAACAUGCUGUUUUCUUUGAUUGGAGAGGGACACAAAGAUAAACUAUUUUCAUAUACUUCUAUCACUUUAAAGUAUUACAAAGACAGGGGACAGAUCAGAGAUGGAAAAAUUGGAAUAAAACUCUUCAAAGAGUCUCUGCCACCUUCACCAUUGCUGUUCCCUGGCAAAGUAGCAGCAGACCGAACUACCGGCCGACUGGUGGUGUCAGACACUGGGCACCAUAGAGUCCUGGUCAUUCAGAAAAGUGGACAGAUUCAGUACAGCAUUGGAGGACCUAAUCCUGGAAGAAAAGAUGGAAUGUUUUCAGAGUCAUCUUUUAAUUCUCCACAGGGUGUAGCUAUCGUGAAUAAUGCUAUCUAUGUGGCCGACACUGAAAACCACCUUAUAAGAAAGAUUGACCUAGAAGCCGAGACGGUGAGCACCAUAGCUGGCGUUGGCGUUCAAGGGACAGAUACAGAGGGGGGACAAAGAGGGGAGAAGCAGCCCAUCAGCUCCCCUUGGGACGUCGUGGUUGGAACCUCAGGUUCAGCGGUCCAAAGGAAUGACAUCCUGUGGAUAGCCAUGGCCGGGACUCAUCAGAUAUGGGCACUCCUUCUGGACUCUGGCACACUGCCAAAGAAAAGUGAGCUCAAAAAAGGAACCUGCCUUCGCUUUGCUGGGAGUGGAAAUGAAGAGAACCGAAACAAUGCAUAUCCUCACAAGGCGGGUUUUGCCCAACCUUCAGGUCUCUCUCUUGCCUCCGAAGAUCCCUGGAGCUGCCUCUUUGUAGCAGACAGCGAGAGCAGCACAGUGAGAACCGUCUCACUCAAAGAUGGAGCAGUGAAGCACCUUGUCGGAGGAGAACGCGACCCCAUGAAUUUAUUUGCUUUUGGUGAUAUUGAUGGAGUAGGCAUCAAUGCGAAGCUUCAGCAUCCACUUGGGGUGGCGUGGGACGAGAAGAGGAAUCUGCUCUAUGUGGCAGACUCUUAUAAUCACAAGAUUAAAGUUGUGGAUCCAAAAACAAAAGUCUGCACAACGCUAGCAGGCACCGGAGAUGCGAACAGUGCAGAGUCAGCCUUUAACGAGCCUGGAGGCUUGUGUGUCGGCGACAGUGGUCGGCUGCUGUAUGUAGCAGACACUAAUAAUCACCAGAUUAAAGUGGUGGAUCUAGAAGCAAGGACAGUGUCUGUGCUCCCGGUCUACAAGCCUGCCAGUGCCGUGGUAGACGGCCCCUUCCCUGCAGAGAAGCAGAAGACAGUACCCAAGGUGCCCAAGUCUGCCCCACACAUUCAGCUCGCCCCUGUGACUGUGUGUCCUGGCCAGACGCUGCAGCUCAAGCUCAAGCUAGACCUUCCGCCAGGAGCGAAGCUGACGGAAGGCGUCUCCAGCUGCUGGUUCCUCACCGCUGAAGGCAGUGAGUGGCUUCUUGAGGAGCAGAUCCCAUCCGGAGACAUAGAGAGCAUUUCCAGUCAACCAACGAUUGCACUGCGGAUCCCCACAGAGUGCGUGUCCCUUGAAGCUGUGGUUUCUGUCAGCGUGUUCCUCUACUACUGCAGAGCAGACAGCAGCGCUUGCAUGAUGCAGGGCGUCUUGUUCAGGCAGCCUCUGCACAUAGCCGAUGCCCAGCCAGGCUGUGUAGCUGCUGUAGAGCUCACACAUGUAUUCUAGAGAGCAGCCAGGAGCCCCACCACAGCCCCCAUCCAUCCUCUACCUGUCCUUCGGGGAAAUGUCCUGAGCAUUCUAGAAACCCAUUGCUCAGUUGUAACAACUGAUACCAAAAUAAAGUUGUGCUCCUUAUUAACAUU